UUUUGAGGGGAAACUGUGUGACAUCACAUCCGGUUGCCAGUUGUUGACAAAGCGCUGCCUCACUGACUGUUGUGUGAAGCGUUCACAAUCAAACUGGAUAUGGAGGGUUCAGCAUGGCAUCUCUCCCUGAAACUCCGGGACAAACCCAAGGCCAUGUUCCAGUUCCCAGAGUCCGAGCCUGGAGACGUUCAUCCCGGAGGAUACCAGGUGUCGACGCUCAAACAACUGAUCUCAGCGCAGUUAUCAGACGCGCUGCCCGAGCCCGAGCUCAUCGACUUUGUGCACUGUGGCUGUGUGCUCAAGGAUGAUCUCACGCUGGACUCCUACGGGAUCAAGUCUGGAUCCACACUGCACAUCAUCAAGAAGACGUGGCCGGAGCCGGAGGUCAAGCCUGAGCCGGUGAACAGAUCUGCAGCGGCUCGAGAGUUCAGGAUGCUCCAGGCCGGACUGAUCUCCAACUCAGCGUACAGAGAAGCGGUGUAUAAGAUGCUGGCUAAUAAAGAGUCGCUGGAGCAGAUUAUCGCGGCCUCACCUGGACUCAGCUCAGAUCCCGUAGCUUUAGGUGUGCUCCAGGAUAAAGAUCUGUUCGUUCAGUUCACAGACCCGAACCUGCUGGACACGUUGAUCCGCUCUCACCCGGCAUUGGUGAACGCCAUCGUCCUGGUCCUGCACUCGGUGACCAGCAGCAUCUCCAGCCAGUCCGGCUCGUCUCGCAACGCAUCGGCCAGUUCCUACAGCGAAAUGCCAGGAGGUUUUCUGUUCGAGGGCAUGUCAGAUGAUGAUGAGGAUUUCCAGCCUCAUGGAAACCGAGCCAGACAUCAGAGACCGUUUGCAGCGUCGAGACCGACGACUCUGGGUCCCAGUGGAGCGACCGGGCCUCGACCCAUCACUCAGAGCGAGCUAGCAUCAGCCCUAGCUUUAGCCAGCACCCCCGAGGCCAGCACUCCGGACAUGUCCUCUGGCGCUCCGGUCAGCAACAGUCUCCUCACUCAGGCUCUUCAACAAGCCUUACAGGCGUCUGGCGUGAGCUCGCUCCAGGGCCGCUGGCAGACACAGAUGCAGCAGCUCAGGGAUAUGGGCAUCCAGGACGAGAGUCUGGCUCUGCGAGCGCUAACGGCCACGAACGGGGACCUGCAGUCGGCACUCGAGAUCAUCUUCUCUGGAGGACUGUGACCGGCCCAGUUUUCUUGUUCUUUUUUAUUACUUUUCACUGAAAUAAUAAAAAUAAAAAAAGUUGUAUCAAAUUGUAUUUAAGUUUAAGUGAGA
Rhinichthys klamathensis goyatoka is the source of this 1266-nucleotide messenger RNA. It is a transcript of the gene ubl7b, whose product is annotated as ubiquitin-like 7b (bone marrow stromal cell-derived). The coding region runs from base 100 to 1173 and encodes 357 amino acids. Lineage: Eukaryota; Metazoa; Chordata; Actinopteri; Cypriniformes; Leuciscidae. The record is from RefSeq and is a predicted model, not a curated record. Gene Ontology annotation, molecular function: polyubiquitin modification-dependent protein binding. Gene Ontology annotation, biological process: ubiquitin-dependent protein catabolic process. Gene Ontology annotation, cellular component: cytosol. The transcript has 11 exons.